GGGAGCCCUGGGUUCGCUUGCCGCGCGGACAGGUGGCAGGUGGGCGCCGCAGCCCUCCUCCUCCUCCUCCUCCGCCGCCGCCCCUCCCUCCCGGCCCGGCCCGUUCGGAGCGAGCGGAGCCAUGGAGGCGACCGCGGCCGGGGGAGCCGUCUCGCCCGGGGGCUGGUUCCGCGAGACCUGCAGCCUGUGGCCCGGGCAGGCGCUCUCCCUGCAGGUGGAGGAGGUGCUGCAUCGCCAGCGCUCGCCCUUCCAGGAGAUCCUCGUCUUCCGCAGCAAAACCUAUGGGAAUGUGCUGGUCCUGGACGGAGUCAUCCAGUGCACGGAGAGGGAUGAAUUCUCCUACCAGGAAAUGAUAGCCAAUCUCCCGCUGUGCAGCCAUCCGAAUCCUCGGAAGAUUCUAAUUAUCGGCGGUGGCGACGGAGGCGUCUUAAGAGAAGUGGUGAAGCAUCCUUCAGUUGAGUCAGUAAUACAGUGUGAAAUCGAUGAGGACGUGAUCCAGGCCUCGAAGAAGUAUCUCCCGGGCAUGGCGGUGGGCUACUCCAGCCCGAAGCUAACGCUCCACGUUGGGGACGGCUUUGAGUUCAUGAAGCAGAACCAAGAAGCUUUUGACGUGAUCAUCACCGAUUCUUCUGACCCCAUGGGUCCGGCCGAAAGCCUGUUUAAGGAAUCCUACUACCAGCUGAUGAAAACCGCCCUGCGGGAAGAUGGGAUCCUCUGUUGCCAAGGGGAAUGCCAGUGGUUGCACCUUGACCUCAUAAAGGAGAUGCGCCAGUUCUGUAAGUCUCUCUUUCCGGUGGUUGAGUACGCCUACUGCACCAUCCCGACGUAUCCCAGUGGCCAGAUUGGCUUCAUGCUUUGCAGCAAAAAUCCAAACACCAACUUCAGGGAACCAGUCCAGCUACUUUCCCAGGAACAAGUAGAGCAAAUGAGCCUUAAGUAUUACAACUCGGACAUCCACCGAGCCUCUUUCGUCCUGCCGGAGUUUGCACGAAAGGCACUGAGUACCGUGUAAAAAACGCCACCGGACAGCUUGGCCUCUUCCCUUGAACUUCUGGGGGGGGGUCCUCAAAAAGUGGGCAUCGCAGAUUUCCUUCCGCGAUGGUUCGGCCCUCCUCCUGUCUGCGCUCCAGGCACCCUCUCUGCCAGCUGGACGUUCCUUCCUGUUAUGUAUUUAAAGAGAAGGACUUGGCUUUUGGCCCCUGGUAAGCGUCCAGAAUAUCUGCUCGGGCCUGGGUGACAGGCUCUGCUGUUUCCAGGAUGGAGUAUUCACCCAGCUGCCCGCCGGCCUUUUUAACUGCCCCAACUUGUGGAUCUGUAUUUAUAGCUAACAAAUAUAUGCCUCCCUCUUG
Messenger RNA from Crotalus tigris (Tiger rattlesnake), 1349 nucleotides. RefSeq names its product spermidine synthase (gene SRM). Gene Ontology annotation, molecular function: spermidine synthase activity. Lineage: Eukaryota; Metazoa; Chordata; Lepidosauria; Squamata; Viperidae. The coding region runs from base 122 to 1012 and encodes 296 amino acids. The transcript is spliced from 8 exons. Gene Ontology annotation, cellular component: cytosol. Gene Ontology annotation, biological process: spermidine biosynthetic process. The record is from RefSeq and is a predicted model, not a curated record.